UUCUUGUCGGCGUUGAGUGGAGCAGGGCUGCUCUGCCUCUAUAUACAGUCGGGAGAGGAGAACUGAUCAAACGGGUAACGAUGGCACAUAUCCCGGGACUCCCAGUUACCGCAGUUGUGCAACGUAUUGAGAUUCAUAAACUGCGCCAAGGGGAGAACCUAAUCCUUGGGUUUAGCAUAGGCGGGGGAAUCGAUCAAGAUCCAGGACAGAACCCCUAUUCCGAGGACAAGUCUGACAAGGGUAUCUAUGUAACCAGAGUGAGCGAGGGGGGACCAGCUGAAGUAGCAGGUCUACACACUGGAGACAAAAUUAUGCAGGUGAACGGCUGGGAUAUGACUAUGGUAACCCACGAUCAGGCACGAAAGAGGCUCACUAAGAAAAACGAAGACGUGGUGCGCCUGCUGGUGACAAGGACAAAUCUGGAGAACGUUGUCCGGCAAUCGAUGCAAUAAGCGACUGGAUAGAGACCAAAACAAAUCCGUAUUUAUAACACAUGCAGAGGGUGGAGGUAAUAGAAAAGGUUAACAAGAAGUGGCACGUCACGUUGACAAAGGUUUCUGUUGAUUUUAUUUUAAAUUUUAAUGUCAUGCCUUACUCCCGUUUUGUGAUCUACCUGUUUACUAUGCAAACAGAACUCAGUUAGCCCUAAUCUAGAGCCACCUGACGCUACCUGAGUUAAACAAGACUAGUGCUAUUUGGGAAACCAGUGUGGUAUCAAAGUAAAACAGAAUUUAAACACUGUUAGGCAUUUCAGUGUGCUUUACAAAUGUUCCAAUGGCACAAUGAUACUGCAUGUCGACAUACACAGGGGUGCGGGGUUAGAACGAAUGAUUCCUUUUAAGUAUGACGUUUUUGACCAACUAAAAGUGCAAUAAGCAUUCGCGUGUGUUGUAAACACAUUAAUUCUCAUGAGCUUUAAACUACCAGAUGUGCUAGGAACAUAUAGAGGGGUCAUACUUUUAACAGUGUUGUGUUUUUUUUUUUUUUCAAUUUCAUACAUCCAUACAUAAUCGAUACCAAAGUAAAGGAGAGUCCCAGGUGCUAGUGGGAAGCACAGUGUGGGGUAUGGUGCUGUCUUUAUUAUCUAACCAUUCUUCGAAUGCCUUUUAAACUUGCUAUGUGAGCUAAACCCUAAGAGAAGGGUUUAGUUAGAGGGAACAUGUCACCAAGUGCCUUUAUUCCUUUUCCUUUAAAAGCCAUCAGCAGUCAAACCAAAAAUAGUGGGGGGAAUGGGGGCCACUCAAAAGGCGCGGUUUCCCAUGCUUUCUUGUACAUGUAGUUUUACACUGAAACAGUAUUAAAGUUACCUAAGCCAAAGUGCUAUCUACUUCCUGGCCCAGGGCUUGGGUUGCCAAGUCUUUCUUUCAAAAUGAUUGUAAUCCAGUUUAAUUAGGCUCUUGCUCAUGAGGAAAAGACGUCAUAAAGACCUAUUAGUCCCUUUGUGUAACUGACUGAAUGGGUGUUCUACCUGAUAUACAAUACCAAGCCAUAUUAUUAUAUAUUUUCUAUACGGUACCUCCCUUAAUUUCUUUAAAGAGCUUUUAAUCUGCGUUUGCUUUUCAGUAACUCUACCCACAGCGCUUCCUUUAAGACUGCAGAUAAUGUCAAUCAGGAAAUUUCUAACACUAAUUUGCAAGAAUUCCAACCGUAUUUACUCGGUUCAAUGUAUUUUUUUUUAUUGUAAGCUCUUUUGUUAUAACACUAAUUGUUCUGAUCUGUGUUAGCUAAUGAUUAUGUCCAGGAUAGCAGCUUGAUGCUGUCACCUGCCUAAUAACUAUUAGUCUUCCUGAUUUGUACUGCUGAAAGUAAUAACAAUUCUCAAAAAG
Molecule: messenger RNA, 1826 nt
Organism: Polyodon spathula (Mississippi paddlefish)
Lineage: Eukaryota; Metazoa; Chordata; Actinopteri; Acipenseriformes; Polyodontidae
Product: tax1-binding protein 3
Exons: 4
Coding region: 81-452 (123 amino acids)
Biological process (GO): neurotransmitter receptor transport postsynaptic membrane to endosome; neurotransmitter receptor transport, endosome to postsynaptic membrane
Cellular component (GO): postsynaptic density; adherens junction; postsynaptic membrane
Molecular function (GO): protein binding
Source: RefSeq, a predicted model, not a curated record